UGAGUGCACAGGACGGAGAGGUGAAGACAGGUGCAGCUUCAAGAUGAAUCGACUUGUGGUUAUCAUUGCGACUAUCCUUGUCCGCACUACAUACAGUGCUGCAGAAGUUUUGUGGUGUUACCAUGAUCCUAGUUGUAAUGACACCACCUGGUCCACCAUUGCCAGUGAACAUUGCAACGGAUCCCGUCAGUCUCCCAUCAACAUCAUCUCCGCGUCGGCAGUGGGCGACGCAAACCUGGCUGAAUUCAACUUCACCAAAUACGGAGACAACUCUUCAAUGAAGAAUAUCAAGAACACUGGCGAAACUGUCAAAGUGACACUCACGAGUGGUGUCCAGGUUACAGGUGGGGCACUGUCUGAGGCCUAUGACAGCCUGCAGUUUCACCUCCACUGGGGGAAUGGCACCUCAGUACCUGGGUCGGAGCACACAGUGGAUGGAACCCGCUACCCCAUGGAGUUGCACAUAGUAAAUGCCAAGUCUUCACUCAAUGGUAACACGACCACGGCCGUUGCAGACAGCACGGGACUCGCUGCUCUUGGCUUCUUCAUAGAGGCCAUGCCGAGUAAUGCAACUGGUUCACCAGCAGCCUGGAAUACUCUGACAUCCUACUUGGCCAACAUCACACUAAAAGAUGAUAUUGUGAACAUUACUCACGCUAUUUCAUUGGAUGAGCUCCUGGAAGGGGUGGACCGUAGCAAAUACUAUCGUUACCUUGGCUCCCUGACCACUCCAAAUUGCAACGAGGCUGUGGUUUGGACUGUGUUCAAGGACCCUAUCAAAGUCAGCCAGGACUUGAUUGAUCUCUUCAGUACAACAGUGCACAUUGACCACAACUCCACCUCUGCCUUGAUGACCAAUGUCUUCAGGAACAUCCAGCCUGUCAACGGCAGGAUGGUGACGACCCAGAGCAGCCCAACCACAGCCCCGCCAGUGUCAGGAGCCUCCACAAAGUGCUCCUCUCUGGGCCUUAUGGCCCUGGCCUGGAUGCUGCUGAGGUUGCCUGUCAGCACGAUUUUAGUGAGAGCAUCAGAGGCUGAGCAUACAGGACGGAGAAGUGAAGACAGGUGCAACUUCAAGAUGAAUGGACUUGUGGUUAUCAAUGCAGCUCUAUUUGUCCUCACUGCAAUCAGUGCUGCAGGCGGUUCGUGGUGUUACCAUGAUCCUAGCUGUGAUGACACCACUUGGUCCACCAUUGCCUCAGAACAUUGCAAUGGAUUGCGACAGUCUCCCAUCAACAUCGACUCUGCAUCAGCAGUGGGCGAUGAAACCCUGACUGCCUUCACCUUCACCAAAUACGGAGACAAUUAUACAAUGAACAAGAUCAAGAACACUGGCAAAACUGUCAAAGUCAAGCUGACGAGUGGAGUCCAGAUUGCAGGCGGGGCCCUGUCUGAGACCUAUGACAGCCUGCACUUUCACCUCCACUGGGGGAAUGGUACCUCAGUACCUGGGUCGGAGCACGCAGUGGAUGGAACCCGCUACCCCAUGGAGUUGCACAUAGUAAAUGUCAAGUCUUCGCACAACGGUAACACGACCACGGCCGUUGCAGACAGCACGGGACUCGCUGCUCUUGGCUUCUUCAUAGAGCCCGUACCAGGCAAUGUGACUGGUUCACCAGCAGCCUGGAAUACCCUGACAUCCUACUUGGCCAACAUCACACUAAAAGAUGAUAUUGUGAACAUUACUCAUGCUAUUUCAUUGGAUGAGCUCCUGGAAGGGGUGGACCGUACCAAAUACUACCGUUACAAUGGAUCACUGACUACUCCAAAUUGCAACGAGGCUGUGGUUUGGACCGUGUUCAAGGACCCUAUCAAAGUCAGCCAGGACUUGGUUACUGCAGAUGGUGUCUUGAGCAAUAGCAGGGACAAUUUAACCAAAAACGGUAUGGACCUCAAAACCCCCUCGAAACCGGCUGAAGAAAUGGCAUUCACUACGGCCUUGUCCUGCACCACUUCUAUCGAGAGACCUGAGUCUGAGCCAGCAACCGGUGUAAAGCAUCAAGUUGAAGUUAUCGACUGUCUUUUCUCUCAGGAGUGCAACAGAAGUCCACGUGGAGGGAGCAUGGAGAAAGAUCCCUUCCAAACUUCUCUCAUAUUGCUGGUAUACUGGUUGGCAAAUGGACAAGACAUAAUGAGUUGUGGUUGGGUUCAGGUGAGACAUUCAAAUUGGGACAUUGUCAUGGGCCAUCCACUUUGAACUGUGAAGCUAUCUGAAGAAGAAAAUGAAGAAAUGCCAGAAGAUUGAGUGCCGGUGGAUGGGGGGGCGUCAACUGUGCCCGUAAUUGAUUUAGUCUUGUCUGAAAUUGUUAUGGUGGGGUUUCAGGUUGAUUGAGGUCUACACUGCUAAAUGUAUAAUGAUUUAGGCAAAAAAUGCAUUGGGAUAAUUAUAACCCCGAUAAGAGAGUUAAUUGGGUUAAUUAUGACAUGAAUAUAGUGUAUGUUAAUAUAAAUGUACAUUCUGCCAGUAUUGAUGUGUGUUAAUUAACCUCUCUGGGAUAUGUGGGAUGCUAGCUGGCCAAAAGCCAGGGAAAAUGCAGAGCGCAAAAUUCAAAUAAAUUACUAUAAAAAUCAAACUUUCAUUAAAUCACACAUGCAAGAUAACAAAUUAAAGCUAGACUUGUUGUGAAUCCAGCCAACAUGUCAGAUUUCAAAAAGGCUUUUCGGCGAAAGCAAACGAUGCUAUUAUCUGAGGAUAGCACCAUAAUAAACAAAGGGAGAAAAGCAUAUUUCAACCCUGCAGGCGCUACACAAAACGCAGAAAUAAAAAUAUAUGUCACGACUCCUACCAAAGGUGGCUCCCCUUCCCGUUCGGGUGGCGCUCGGUGGUCGUCGUCACCGGCCUACUAGCUGCCACUGAUAUUUUUCUCUCCCUCGUCUGUUUAUUAGUUACACCUGUUGUUAAUUAGGUUUACUAGUUGGGCUUUAUUAGCCAGCCGGCCCGCCUACUGGGUGUGCGGGAUUGUUUUAUGUGUACUUGUGUACACGCCUGUAAGUCACGGUUGUUCAUGUACGGGAGUUAUUUUCGGGACUGUUUAGUUCCCCUGUGUUUUGGGGCACUUGUUUUGAGUGGCGUCUGUUUUCACCUGGUUGGUGAAUAAAGAAGUAGCGCUAC
Oncorhynchus nerka (sockeye salmon) is the source of this 3112-nucleotide messenger RNA. RefSeq lists its product as uncharacterized. The coding region runs from base 44 to 2197 and encodes 717 amino acids. The transcript has 19 exons. The record is from RefSeq and is a predicted model, not a curated record. Gene Ontology annotation, molecular function: carbonate dehydratase activity; zinc ion binding. Gene Ontology annotation, biological process: one-carbon metabolic process. Gene Ontology annotation, cellular component: plasma membrane. NCBI's taxonomy places the organism in Eukaryota, Metazoa, Chordata, Actinopteri, Salmoniformes, Salmonidae.